Lampris incognitus (smalleye Pacific opah) is the source of this 8037-nucleotide messenger RNA. Its product is annotated as period circadian protein homolog 2-like. Gene Ontology annotation, cellular component: cytoplasm; nucleus. NCBI's taxonomy places the organism in Eukaryota, Metazoa, Chordata, Actinopteri, Lampriformes, Lampridae. The record is from RefSeq and is a predicted model, not a curated record. Bases 224 to 4726 code for a protein of 1500 amino acids. The transcript has 22 exons. Gene Ontology annotation, molecular function: transcription cis-regulatory region binding; transcription corepressor binding. Gene Ontology annotation, biological process: negative regulation of transcription by RNA polymerase II; circadian regulation of gene expression; entrainment of circadian clock by photoperiod.
GGAGUACCGACGGCUUUAAGUUGAUGAAUUUAGUCAGCGGACAUCGCCUCUUGUACCGGAGAUCCAGGAGACUCGAGGAGUUUGCCCGAGCCGUCUUCUGCAGCGCAGGCUCGUCCAGCCUCUUGAGUUAUCGACAGCCUUGGUGUCCUGAUGCCACAGAUGCCAUGCCACUGCUGUAUGAAAGAUAACCUUACUUUCGACCUUCUGUCCUUUGGCCAGCUCCAUGUCUGAGAACGGUGAUCCAAAGCUCUACCUGUACUCGAACAUGGAUGGGCAUGAACGGGACUGUGGGAGGGUUGACUUUCAGGUGGAGGAAGAAGAGGGUGCUGCCUGUGGCGCCAUGAGCCAAUUGCACUGCAUGACCAGUGGUUACAACGAGGGAUGUGGUGGGCGGGGUGGGGCUGAGCUGGAGCCUGAGCUGGGACUUGCCUCUGAGGGGAGUGACAGCAGUCAUGAGCAUCCAACCUCACCUGGUUCGCCGCAUGAUGAGAGGAAGCGGUCACGUCCAACGCUACAUGAGGAUGUUGAGAUGGGCGGCAGUGGCUCCAGCGGGAGUGGCACCGAGUCCCACGGUAAUGAAUCCCACGGCAAUGAGUCCCACGGCAAUGAGUCAGUGGGCAGCUCCAAUGGCAAUGGCAAAGACUCUGCCCUGGAGUCAUCAGGAAGCAACAAGAGCUCAAACUCUCACAGCCCAUCACCGCCAAGCAGCUCCAAUGCCUUCAGUCUGGUGAGCUCCGAGCAGGACAACCCUUCAACCAGCGGCUGUAGUAGCGAACAAUCAGCCAAAGCCAAAACCCAGAAGGAGCUCUUCAAGACACUCAAGGAUCUGAAGAAGCACCUGCCAUCGGAAAAGAGGAGUAAGGGCAAGUCCAGCACUCUGAACACCCUCAAAUAUGCCCUGCGAUGUGUCAAACAGGUCAAAGCCAAUGAGGAAUACUACCAGAUGCUAAUGAUCAAUGACAGCCAGUCACCUGGUCUCGAUGUGUCAUCCUACACCAUAGAGGAAAUCAACAGCAUUACCUCCGAAUACACCCUCAAAAAUACUGAUAUAUUUGCUGUGGCUAUAUCACUUGUCACAGGAAAGAUUGUAUACAUCUCAGACCAGGCAGCGUCCAUCUUGAACUGCAAGCGGGAGGUGUUUAACAAUGCCAAGUUUGUUGAGUUCCUGACACCCCAGGAUGUCAGCGUGUUCUAUAGUUUCACCACUCCAUACCGCCUGCCCUCGUGGAGCAUGUGCACCGGAGCAGAGUCCUCUCCUUCUGAGUGCAUGCAGGAGAAAUCCUUCUUUUGCCGCAUCAGUGGUGGUAAAGAGCAUGAGGGAAACCUCCAGUACUACCCCUUCCGUAUGACACCCUAUUUGAUGAAGGUCCAAGACGCCGAGCUGGCUGAGGAACAGUUCUGCUGCCUCCUAUUGGCUGAGAGGGUACACUCUGGAUAUGAAGCACCCCGGAUCCCCCCUGACAAGCGCAUCUUCACCACCACACAUACGCCCAACUGUAUAUUCCAGGAUGUUGAUGAGAGGGCUGUCCCACUGUUGGGCUACCUCCCCCAGGAUCUUAUCGGGACGCCCGUGCUGUUCAACCUGCACCCCAGUGACCGACCCCUCAUGCUGGCAGUACACCGCAAGGUUUUGCAGUAUGCGGGGCAGCCAUUCGACCACUCCUCCAUCCGUUUCUGUGCGAGGAACGGCGAGUAUGUUACCAUCGACACCAGCUGGUCAAGCUUUGUCAACCCCUGGAGCCGCAAGGUCUCUUUUGUGAUUGGCCGGCACAAAGUCCGCAUGGGUCCUGUGAAUGAAGAUGUGUUUGCAGCCCCAGCUUUUCAUGGAGGGAAGAUCAUGGAUUCAGAUAUCCAGGAAAUCAGUGAACAGAUUCAUAGGCUUCUACUGCAGCCGGUCCACAACAUGGGUUCCAGUGGUUAUGGAAGCCAUGGCAGCAAUGGUUCCCAUGAGCAGCAGGUGAGCAUCAGCUCAUCAAGUGAAAGUAAUGGCAAUGGGAAUGUCACAAUCAGAAAUGUGGUAGAGGAAACAGGCAAGGCCAAGCCCAGGACGUUCCAGGAGAUCUGUAAGGGAGUCCACAUGCUAAAGAACCAGGACCCCCAAGUCUACCUGCCCUUACCCGCUCCUUCAACAUCCAACCCUGAGCUAAGGAAGACCACUGACACAGUCGCAACCCAGAAGAUUCCCAUAAUGCGUCUAAAAGACUCAGUGCCCCAUCUGCAGGCCAAAGACAGUACUGCAGCCAGCAUGGAGGACCUUACUUGUAAAGACCAGACUGUCUACUCCUACCAGCAGAUAAGCUGUUUGGAUAGCGUCAUUAGGUACCUUGAGAGCUGUAACAUCCACAUCACAGUGAAGAGGAAGUACCAGUUCUCCUCCAAUACCACCUCCUCCAACUCAGAUGAGGACAAGAAAGGCUCUGAGAGUGCCAUGCAAGGGCCACAGGAUACACACACAGACCCUUUGAUGCUGGAUUCCCAGCCAGCGCUAUCUAACAUGAAAGCCCCUAAGAAGCCUCCAUCUGGUGCUGCUCCAGUGGUGGGAGGCCCCCUGACGCCCCUCACCCUGCCCAGCAAGGCUGAGAGCGUGGUGUCCAUCACCUCACAAUGCAGUUACAGCAGUACCAUAGUUCACGUUGGGGAUAAGAAGCCACAGCCUGAGUCUGAAAUUAUAGAGGAUGUGGCAGAGAGCCCAGCCCCCCCUCCGCCACCUGUCAGUGUGGUGUCUCCACCGAGCCAGGAGGAGGAGGCUUAUAAGAGACUGGGCCUCACCAAGCAGGUCCUGGCUGCGCACACCCAGAAAGAGGAGCAAGCUUUUCUCAACCGCUUCCGGGAGCUCCGCAAUGCCAGAACCUUCCAGCGGGACUGUUCAACAUAUCUUCACAAGCAGAGAGGUCCAGCCUGCACUGGAGAGUUACCUGGAGUCAGAGGUGCCUCCAAACCAGGUGCUGCCAGGCCUGAGCCAACUGCCAAGAAAGGCAGCCGCAACAGGAAGUCAAAGAAGCCUCGUAUGAAACACCCAGAUUCAUCUGAUAGUGCUGUGUCAAAUCGCAAGCCUAGACCACCGCUUCAGGGUCUAAAUCAAACUUCUUGGUCCCCAUCUGAAGCCUCCCAAUCAGCCUUCAAUGUUUCUUAUUCAACCAUGGUGCCAGCCUACCCACUCUCUGUGUACCCCACAGCCCCUGUGCCUCCAGCACAACCCCCCCGCCCUGACCCUGCCCUUUCUACAGGCUUUGGGGAGGGUCAGAACAGUCAAGCCCCACCUACUGCCAAUCCAUACUCCACCCCAAUUGUUACGCCGGUGGUGGCUUUGGUUCUGCCCAAUUACCUGUUUCCCCAAAUGGGCCAAAUGGGGGCUGCUCCCAGACCAACUUUCUUCCCUGAGCAGACCCAGACCCAACCUACCUACAUAACCCAACAGCCCUUUCAACCCCCCCAAUCUGCCUACCCCAUUCAAACACAAACUCCCUACGCAAGCCAGCAGCCGUUCCCUGCCCAACCCUCCUUUACUACCCAACAGCCAUUCCAAGCCCCUCAGACAGCUUACACUACCCAGCAACCCUUCCAAACGCAAUCUGCCUACACUAACCAGCAGCCUUUUCAAGCCCCACAGACAGCCUAUGCUACACUGCAGCCCUUCACAACUCAGCCCUCUUUCCCAGUUGGGACUCAGUUUGUUACACAGACCCCCUAUCCAACACAACCCUUCCCUUAUGGCCUGGCUGCUGAGCCCUCCAAAGCUCCAGCCACGGAGCCCCGAGAUGGGGCUGCAUCUCGCUCCUCCACCCCGGCUUCAGGGGUUCCAGGGCCUGCCACGUCGCCACCACUAUUUGAGUCUCGGUGCAGCUCUCCCCUGCAGCUCAACCUGCUGAGUAUGGAAGAGACACAGCGCUCAGUCGAGCGGCAGGACAGCACAGCACCCCCAGCUGGAGCCCAGGGCAACACCACAGUGGGAGCAACUGGGGAAAAAAACGGAGCCACAGCCAAGCUUGAUCCCCACCAACAGGUGGAGUCGUUGGGGGAUGGGGCCCAUAGUGAUGGUAACUCCUCAUCCAGUGACAUGCUGGACAUCCUGCUGCAGGAACAGGAGGACUCCCACUCUGGUACCGGCUCAGCCACCUCUGGGUCCAUGGGCUCUGGAUCAGGAUCCAAUGGCUGUGGGACAUCAGCUAGUGGGGCAUCUGGAAGCAGAACAGGGAGCAACAACACCAGCAAGUACUUUGGCAGUGUGGAUUCGCUGGAACAUGAACCCAAGGCCAAGACCAAGACCAAGACCCGGUCAGAGGGAGGCUCAAAGUCUCAGGGCCAGAGUUCAGCUCAAGACGAGGGAGAACAUUUCAUGUAUGUCCUCCAGGAGCCACUCUGGCUACUAAUGGCUAAUGCAGAUGACAAGGUUAUGAUGACCUAUCAGAUGCCAUCAAGGGACAUCCAGAAGGUGCUGCGCGAGGACAAGGAGAGGCUGAGACAGAUGCAGAAGAGUCAGCCACGCUUCUCCUCAGACCAACGCAGAGAACUGGUAGAGGAGCACCCCUGGAUGAGAAGAGGAGGCCUGCCUUCUGCUGUCAAUGUUAAGGAGUGUGUGUACUGUGAGGAUGCAGCAGCAGCCCCUAUUGAGGAAGAUCUGCCGGACAUGGACAUGGGGGACCUGGGAGAAGAACCAGGCCAGGAGGAGCAAAACCCCCAGAUCCAGACAGGGGAGUUCCAACCACAGCCUGACUCUGGCCCCUAAACACACUGACCAUCAGAUGGACACACUCCAACCAUGGACCCUUAUGUUGAAGAACUGACACUAAGACAGAGAUCAGCACCUACACACACAUGCACACACUCACAUAUCACAGAUGUGAGAUGAACAGCAGUGUGCCUGAACGUACUCACUUGAAACACACACUUGAAAGCUUUUACUCAAACAGAACUCUGUUGCCAUCAUGUUGGUGAUGAGACUGAAUACUACUGUAUGUGUCUCUUAAUGUGUGUGUGUGUGUUGUGUAGGACAGAGGGCAGCUGGAUUGACGUUUAAAAUUGUCCCCACCCAGGGGACAGUAGUGUGUGGAUUGUAAUGGGUUAAUGAAUUUACACAUUUUCCUGUUCACCACAUGCACACAAACAUGCAGGCUCUUACAUGCGCGAGCCCAACAUGUGUACUUGUAGACCUUUUUACCUCAAAGAAUUUUUUUUGUAUCUUUGAGCAUGACCCCCAUCCUUCCAAUUCUCAUAGACUUUUUUCUUUAGCAUCAUCAGCAGAUAUUGAAUUAAGUCUGUCCAAUUGGCAAGUUGGCAUCCUAUAAAUACAUUAUGAAUACCAGAUUUAUAAAAGGCAUACAUUUACCGUUACAAAAACCUUUCGGUGAAUUUGAAAGUAUGAAUAACUCAGCAAAGCUGAUGAAAAUGAUCUGAUUUUAGACUAUUUCAAUUUUUUCUUCGAUGUGGUGCCAAGUGAAAUGAUAUCGUGGUCUUACUUACAGCCUUGAUAUCCUAAGAUUCCUUCUGGUGUCCCAUUUGAACAUAUGUACAUUAAAUAAUGGUGCUCAAUCGAUAAUGUAAGCUGGGUCAAAGGGCAGAGACUCCCACUUUUGUUACAGUGAUGAGUUUUGAAUCUCUCUUGCCAAAAUCCAGACACCAUGAACGUUGCUGCAGUAUAUUUAUAAACAGGUAUGAUAGUAUCUUAACAACAGGACCAGGUAGACCAACUUUUUUUUUCUUCUUUUUGUACAACAGUGACAAUCAGAUGUGUGUGACACCCAUAUUUCAAUCCCUUAUUUAUUUUAUACCAGAUAAUGUAUGAAGAGGUUUUAUAAACCAAAGACAUGCUUACAACUAUUUCAGUAAAGUAUUAGUGGAUGUAAAGUAGUUCAAGGUCGAUCUUCAAAAAGUGCUCAAAUGUUACACCAGAUUUCAUCAGUCAAUAGGAAGAACUUGUGUUCACCGGUGUUGACAGUAGUCUAUUCAUGUUUUUCCAAACAAGGGCAUUUUGAAAGUGAGGAUGAUUACAUUGAAAACUGGGGAAUGCUUGUGCAAUUCACAUGUAGCCUACAGUGAUGUUUGCCGCACUAAGUGUUUUAAAGGAGGUAGGUGUUGUUACAGAUAAACAAGCAGCUGGAAUCUGUUUCCACAAGGAAAACGAUCAACAUUGCAACUGUAAUGUCCUAAUUCCAAGAGGGUGCAGUUUCUGCUUGGAAGGGCAGAUACGGUGCUUAUUGCAGUCUAAGUGAUUCUUCUCUGCGGGCAUGUGCAUUUUCUCACCUGCAGUUCAGCAUUUUUUCUUUCAAGUGCUGAGAAGAAGGAUUAUAUUUGGGGGAAUAUUGUGUAUUCCCAAAUCCAAAAAGAGCCUUCAUCCCCCCUUUUAUAACACUUUUGGUUUUCUUAAGCACUCAUCAUCAUCAUCGUCGUCAUCAACAUGUUAAUGAAUAUUUCUGAUGGCUAUUCCGUUUGUCACUGAUUUGCAAUCAUGUUAAAUGGUUGAGGAGAGAGCGUAUCACUGCCUGAUGUGUUUGUUGUCAUUGCAAUGAUCAUUUUAGAUGUUUGGUAUACUACCAAAAUGCUCUAAAAAAGGCUCAAAAUCCUCAAGACACAUUUUAUUUACCAGGGGUUACGUCCCCUACAAGAUCAGUUUCUAUAAUAGACUACUGUGAAAACUGUUGGUCCUGAGACAUUUUUGCCUUGGUAGUGAGGCAUCCCAUCAGGAUGUCCCAUCUAGGACUCUUAAUAUCAUGUAAGAAUAUUGCAUUACAGCUGUAGGAAAUAUGCAGACUAUGUUGCCUGAGUAAGCUGCCGGUGAUUGGUUUUUAAAGAAAACUAUGUUAUACAUAGAAGUUAACCAGGUUGCAUAGGAAGUUAAGACGUUCUUGAAAUCAUACUCGCCCUAUGGAGCACGACAAAAGUGGUAUGGAAACUGGAAACCACACAAGGUCUUCAUACGCCCACUGUGCAGCAUGGGAGACUUGGGAACAGUCGUGGUGCUAGAGGAGACACUGGUUUUUUUGGGCGGGGGGGGGGGGCUGUGAAUCUGCAGGAACACAGCCUGGACCAAGAGUAUGUCACUGGCAUAGUUUGUGUUGAUGGUUUUAAUUUUUAUUUUCUGUUGUGCACUUACUCUUGUUCUCUUUGUCAGCUCUAUUUUGUCUUUGUUGUUUCACUUUUCUAUUUUAUCUUGUUUGUUUUGUUGUUUGUGUGUUUGUUUUUCAUUGAGUUGUUGAAAGUAAGAUUGCCAUUGGGGACCUACCUCUGAUAAAAGCCAGGUCAUGUUACUGUAAGUAGGGAAUAACCAACAUAGGAUGUGUAUGUGUGUGGGCAAAAAGCAAUGGACGGAGUUUGACAAUACUUUGGUAAUUCCACUGGGUGGUUUGCAUGUACAGAGUCUCUAAAGAGUUUCUGCCUUGGACCCAAAGGGGUGUGGGGACACUGCUCUAGUGGGACAGUGCACCCCCACCCCCCAUCCAUCCAUCCAUCCCUCUUUUAUCUCUCACCAUGACUGAAUGGACAGAGAGACCCAGCUCUCGUCCCAACUAAACACAACUAGUGAUUUUUUUUGGGGUUUUUUUUUUUUUUUUUUUGGUCAUCUUUUGUCGCAUUUUUGUGCAAAUUAUACCAGGGGCUUCCUCUGGCCCACCUGUGUGUAAAGUGUUAAGACUGCAUGAAUGUUGUUUUUUAUUAUUAGUAUUAUUAUUAGUAUUAUUAUUUGUUCAUUGGUAUAUGGGCAUCAGCUGUCGAGGAAAUAGAAGGCAGGAUUAAGGAUGCUGCUGUAUUCUUUAGUGUCUCACUGUUUAGUAAAGGUGUCACUAUUUGGUGCUUUCUUUUUUCUUUUUUUUUCUAAUAACAAGGGAAGCAGUUUUGACUUCGUUAUACACAGGUGGGUCAUUGGAAUCUUUGUGUUUUGUAAAUGCAUACAUGGUACCAGCACCUUAUGUUGUGUACGGUCGUGUAUAUUUGCCUCAUUGCCACUGUAUGAGCCUGUGGUGUAUAUUAACAGUUGGGUGCAUUUUUGUAGGUGAGGAGAUGUGUUUUUUGAGAUGUUACUAUGUUGUAAUAAAAUGAUGAAGA